GUCGGCGGGAGGGAGCGGCUGCGGCGGGGCGCGAGGCCGCCAUGAGGUACGGGCGGGGUGGAGCGAGGCGGGCUGUGGGGCGGCAGGGGAUGCUCGGGGUGACGUGGGGUACUCGGGCUAGGGGUGUGGGGAGGGCUUCGGGCUGCGGGGUUGAGGCUCUGUGGGGGGGAUGCCACGGCCGGAGGUCGGUGUGUGGGCUGGGGGGGAGCUGCGGGCAGGGCGGGCCUCGCUGGGUACGGGAGGUGCUGUGGGGUCGGGCAUCCCCGUGGCGCUGCUGGGGCGGGGCGCGUUCUCUGGGGCCGCCCGGAGCAGAGCGCGCCAAAUGGGGCCGGGGUCUGGGCAUGGCGGGGCAGCGCAGGGCCGGGCCGCUGCAUCGCACUGAGGGCAGCCGUGGGGCGAGGCUUCGGGCACCCGUGGGGUCUGCCGUGCGGAGCGGGUGCAGACUGGCACCGCAUUGUGGAUCCUGGCACAGAGCGUCGCUCGGACCGGCGGCUGUGGCUGCGCGGCGUUAAGGGAGCAGGAGGAAUCCCCGCUCGGCGGGGCACGGCUCUGGCGUUGGUUGGUCCCUCGCCACACCUGUGCCCUUACCCUGGCGCGGUGGUGCUGCCCAGUGCUCGGACUCUGCGGGCUGGGAUCGCGCUCCAGGCUUUGCCAGCGCGAUUUCCUCCUUUGGCAUCAGUGAGGGGAGCGGGGGCGGAGGUGGGGGGAGCCCGGGGGAGACACAAAUGUGCGACUGCAGCAUCCUCGCACUCACGGCCGCAUCCCUCGCGCCUCCUCGCUGUUGCUGUAGCAACCUCCCGUCGGUGGGGUAUUUAUAGAGGAGCGCUGAGAAGCGGGGGGGACGGGGCUGGGUGGGUGUCUGCCGGGUCAGCCUCCAGCUUCUCCCAUACGGUGGGUAGGUGGCUGCUCAGGGAGUGCUGCUCGCCGGCUGCCGGCCCUCCCACUCGUCUCACCUGGGGGCGGUCAGGGAUCUGCGUAUGGAAAUGAGAAAUAAAUAUCCGUGUCGCUCACCCUUGUUGCGUGCACCCGGGCAGGCAUCUCUUGUGCUUGCAGGCUUGUGCAGAGCAGGCUCAUUGUUUGUGCUGGAAUAAACCGUCUCUUGUUUCUGACACUGGGUGGUGCAUUGGCACAGUUGUUUGGGGGAAGAAAGUUAAAGAUGAUGAAACUGAUCAUGACUGUACUUUUAUGCCUGCCGUGUCAGGCUCCACGAAUGUCAAGCGUGCUUCAUGGAGCCUGGGAUCCUGGCAAAUCUAGUCUUGAAUAUGUUUAUUUCUGCGACUCAAGUUCUCCUGUGUAUCAGGUAGAGAGGGUGUGAUGCUCAUUGUCUGUAAUAACGAGUGGUACAAAGUUUGUGUGCUGUGUGGAUGAUAGGGCAAGUUUUCUUUGCAGCCCGUUCUUUGAUACAGUGGAUUUGAGUUUCUUCAUUAAAACUGACAGCAACAAAAUCAGGUCAGUGUCUGCUCACAGCUGACAGAACCUAUAAGGGACUGUGCGGCUCCUGUGGCCUGUGUGCUCCGAUCAGAUUUGGGAAUGUGGUUUGGAGGAGCAGGAUCGAGUGUUUCGUUCCUUGUGAAGAGAAACGUGGAUGACUGCCCAGCCUGGGGAGUGUAAGCUGACAAACCUGUCAUGUGUAAUUGUUCUGCUGCUUUCCCUCUGUCCUGUUUAAAUCCCAGGCAAGGUGUUGCAGAAUUUCUCAGCAUGUUUAAAAGAAACUGCUCUUUGCUGAUGGAAAACAGCUCCAGGCAUCCUCGGUCUCUUGCUGCUCUUGGUACAAAAAACAUGCAAAACCUGAUUUUGUCAGUGAGAGACAUUAGCUUUACUGAGGUGUUUGUUGGUGAGAUCUGAUACCUCCUGAAGCGGCGAUACACCAGCACUGCUGUGUGCCUGGAUUCCAGCCUUUUGACUGAAAUGGGAAGUGUGUUUCCUGUGCUGCUGACCCAGCGGAUGGCUUUGUACUGCCACUGACCUCACCCCAGCAGAGAGCUAAUUGAAGUGCUUUUGGGAUUACUCUGAAUAUCUGCAGUCCUGGACCUCAGAUCAGCUCAUUUUAGUUCCUGCUGUUUCUAAACUGCCUUUGCUCCUACAUUCACAAUACAUCCCUGUGGGAACUGGCUCGGUCUUUUGAUGGAGUUGUGGUUUUGUCACAGCAAGGUGUCACAGAAGGUAGGUUGGAGACCUCCACAGCCAAGCGAGGCAGCAUGGCAAGCAUUGCUGGUCUUCACCCAUGAUUCAGGCCAUGCUGUCCUGCAGCCCGUGUGGCCUGGGACACUGUGGCUCUAUAUUCCUGGCAGAGACCUGGGCAGUGGUGUAACGCAGCCCUGCUGGAGUAUGUUGCAUCUUGGGCUGGACUCAAUCCUCUGUCCUCGCUUAUCUGGGCAGCCUGCACAGAGGCUGCAUGCAGCGAUGCAAUGGGAACACUAAGAGGAUGGUGGUUGUGAACAGGAAGAUGUUAGAGAUCUGGCUGGAAUCUCAGGAUCUGCUCAGGGUGUCACCAGAGCCAGCUGUGAAGGUGGAGGCAGUAGCCAAGCUGGACAGGAAGAGAACUCCAGGGAUGACAGUGACCAGUUCAGCAAAGCAGGGUCAAGUGACUGGUAUCUGCAGGGAUGGAAAACCUUGCAAGUGAGAUCUGCAGCUAAGCUUGUUGCUCCAAGGUGGGAAGGAAGAUGGAAAGAGUCUCAGGCUCAAGUGCUGAGGAGGGGAGAGUUAAUAGCACAGCUUGAUCAAGGCAGGAAGCCAAGGAGUUGCUCUAGUGGGAGGCUCCGUCAGUCCCCUUACCUCCUUGUCCUGCAUCUGCUCUUGUUGCUGCUGUGUGAAUUAGUUCAUCUGGUUGAUCCAUUGGAAGACUGAGCUUGAGGGUGAAAGAGGUAAACAGGCUUCUGUAGAUCAGCCAGCUGACCUGAUUCAUCUUACUCAAAGGAUGCAGUGAGAUUGGCUGGGUGGGAAGAAUCAGUAUCAACCUACAGUUGGAUGUGUUUGGCUGCAUAUAAAAGGGCUGUCUUGUGAAAUGUAUGUGGGAUGUUUGUAUCCUGGGAGUCGUGGUCUGUGCAGUGUUGCUUUCUGGACAGCAUCUCACUGUGCCUGUGCUAAUGGGGUCAGCGUCCCUAUGCUGGGAGCUCCCUUUUUCCCCAGGAAGCCUCUGUCUGACCCAGGUCCUCUUUCUGAUGUAGUUGCCUUGUAGUAAAGGGGCAGUAAGGUGAGAUCCCAUCAAGGGCAGAAGGUUAAAAACAAGCCUGUUGGUGCUGUCCUGUGUGGUCUGACACUGCCAAUUUCUGUGUAUCUAACAUCCAGUCCUGUUGGAAGGAUGUUGCUGGUGCUGCAUGUCUCUGGGCAGACCCUGGAAGCCAUACUCCGCUCUGUGUGCACUUCCUCAGCAGGCAAACUGCUGCACUAACUGAACUGUAGCUGUGGGCCAUUUGGUGUUUGGGAUGCCUGUUCCACCAAAAGCAGUGUUCUUGGGGGCCAGGAAUGCCCACUCAAUCCUGAAGCGCUUUCCCCGAGCCAACGGCUUCCUGGAGGAGAUUCGGCAGGGCACCAUCGAGCGGGAGUGCAUGGAGGAGGUCUGCAGUUAUGAGGAGGUCAAGGAAGUGUUCGAGAACAAGGAGAAGACAAUGGAGUUCUGGAAGGGCUACACCAACUCGGUAUACUCUGUCAAGGACCCUGGGCACAGCACAGAGCGCUCAGACGCUAUGUACGUGGUGGUGCCCCUCUUGGGAGUGGCUCUUCUGAUAGUCAUCGCCCUCUUCAUCAUCUGGAGGUGCCAGCUGCAAAAGGCCACCCGUCACCGUCCUUCCUACGCCCAGAACCGCUACCUGGCCAGCCGAACGGGACGCAGCCUCCCCAGGGUCAUGGUGUACCGCGAGCGGUCACAAAGCCAAGGGGAAACUCAGUAUCAGCGAGAAGCAGGCAACCGAGGGGCUGGAGACAGCAGAGCAGGUGGCACCCCCCAGCAAGAUGGCACUCUCUGUCCACCAGAGCACUCGGUCUCUGUCCUCUCCAGACUGUCCAGUGCCACCCCUCCACCUUCUUACGAGGAGGUGACAGGGCACCCAGAGAGCAGCAGCGGUGAAGAGACCAGCAUCUCCUACAAUGACCCUCCACCAAAGUAUGAGGAGAUUGUGGCUGCUGCUCCCACUGCAGGCAAAUAGAGGGUCUGCCUCUCUCUUGCCUCUUCACACACUCAUGCUCAUGCACCCACACCCCUUGCCAUGCCCGGAACCUUGUUCAGGUGGCAUUGAUAUCCCUGUCUCACUUGUACAAGCUGGUGCCAUCACACAAUAGCCUUACCUUCCUUACCAAAAAACAGCUGUCCCCAAGCAGGGUGAGGGUGGGAUGUGGGACUCUGGGUUCGACCAGCCAUCCCCCUUCCCCUUGCUCCCUGCUCACAUAAGUGCUGCAGCAGCCAGAGCAGAGCAGCAGCUUGUUCCUGGCUCAUUGUGGGGGUCCUCUCCACGGUGCAUUGGAUUUCUUCACUUCCCCUCAGACAUAACAUUUCCCAUGACUAAAACAGCCUCACUGCCUCCCUGGGGCUCUGCUCAGCCUUACCCUGUGUGCAUGCAGGCUCAUGGACCUGAGGCAUGUGUGGGGCUGGUGUUGGCAUUGAUCUUUUCCAUACCCAAAUCAGCAGGGGCUGGUUUGUGAUGUGCUGAAACCCCAGUCCUCACUGUCUUCUGUUUGAUGCUUGGUGCUCUGAUGAGGUGAGGAGGCAGGAGGGGUGCUCGUUUCUGUCCCCGUGGUUUGUGACUGGGGAGAAAAUUCAUCCUUUGUGUGAAUUUGCUGCCUGGUGGCAGUGGGAAGCACAAUCCAUCCUGUAGUGCCUGUAGCGAUAUUUAUUGUUGGGAGAAAGGAGAGGGACUUGGCCGAGGAGGUGCUUUGUGAUCUAAAACCCUUUGGAAAGGGAGAAAGGUUUGUGAUGGUCUGGCACUUGAGGUAAGUUGCUUUGGAACCACCAAGAUGGCUGCACGGCUUUAAGCAGUGGGGAUGUGCCUCCUUCCUGCAGGUGCCUGCCUCACCUGUUUGGUGCCCUCACCAGGUGUGGGAUGCAGGUACAGGGAGGCUGCAGAUGUGCCAAACCUCCCUUCAGCCUUCCCCUAACCUCUGUCCUGGCUCUCUUUCCAGGGCUCUUGUCCUCCAAGCCACUCUGGGGGGCAGAGUACAUGGCCACGGCCAUGGUGCAGAGGGCCUGUUGGCAGAGAUGGCUGCAAAGGUGAACAAUGAUUGUGCCACCAACCAGACUCUGGCAGCUGGGGAUGCUGAUGGGGCAGGAGCAGAGCUGAAUCCUGCCCUUGGAACCAGGGCAGAGUAGAGCACGUGCUUUGCCAUGGGACCAGCGUGUCCCCUUUUCCUAGGCAGCCACUUCUGGGGUCCGUGCGAUGGGGCUAUCCUUUCCCAGUCACGUCUGGUGGGCUAUAAGGGGGUUCUUCUCACCAGCCCCCAGGACCAGCCCAGAACCUUGUAGCACUGCCACCCUGUAGCGUUCACCCCACACCAGUCUCCACCAGCACCAAAAGGCUGUGGCGUACCUGUAGGCUGCCCACGCCUGCUGUCCUUCUCCGUCCCAGUGAUGCUCUCAGCCCGGAGCUGAGGCUUGCCCAGCACGGCUGUCCCUGGGGCAGGAUACGAGCCCGUGGGGUCUGCAGCUGCCGGCACCUUGUCUGUCCCUUCCCAGGCCUUCACUCUGCCUUUCGGCCUUAGUAAACAUAGGUGAUGGGACGACCUGGCAACGAGUGCCAGGGUCAGAGCUGGGAAAGACCGGAGGGAGUCAGAGGGCGCUCUCGGAUCCUCUGUCUUUGAUGCGCGGUCAUUACCUUUGCGGUUUGUAUUCUGUAAAACUUGGUAUAUUUCUGUGCAAAAAGGUAUUUAUUAAAAAACCCUCACUGUCUGA
Messenger RNA from Gallus gallus (chicken), 5881 nucleotides. RefSeq names its product proline rich and Gla domain 3 (gene PRRG3). Lineage: Eukaryota; Metazoa; Chordata; Aves; Galliformes; Phasianidae. The transcript is spliced from 8 exons. Gene Ontology annotation, cellular component: extracellular region. Gene Ontology annotation, molecular function: calcium ion binding. The record is from RefSeq and is a predicted model, not a curated record. The coding region runs from base 3426 to 4145 and encodes 239 amino acids.